AGCAAGCAACUCAGGUGCUGAGCCGAUGGGCGACAAUGUCGUGGCACUCGCUGCGCGCUGGUUUGUUCCCGCCCUGGCCGUCGAUGGCUGCGCUGCAACAGCAAGGCCUUCAAGACGCCCACGAUGGUCUGCGCAGUGGCACGCAGCGUUCACUGCUUGCCUCGAUACAAGGUGCGUGGCGAAGCGUGGAUCCGCCGUCGCCGUCGUUCAUUGCCGCUGCAGUCGCGGUCCUCUACGGCCUCUCGAUCGCGGGCUCGCUCGUAUGGCUCCGCAUCGCGCUCGCUACGAUUCCCUUGAGCGUGCUCCUGGUCCGACUUGGCCUCGCCACGUGGUGCUUCUACGUGCGCAUCGCAGCGCAGCGCCGCGCGACGGUGCUUCUACGCGCGUGGCAGGAGCACCUUGCAUUGUUCGACGCCACGCUGCAAGCGUUCGAGGACGUGGUGGCCCAUUCGUUGCGGCGGAUCAAGGCGGCCGAGGUUGUCCACCGAGGCUACCAUCUCGACACGCUCCUCCCACCCAUUGCCCGACUCGAGGCCAACCGAGCGAGCUCGAUCGACGACUUACGCUGCGUGCACCUUCGUGUCCUACUGCGCGAGGUCUUUGCGCAGCUUCAGGAUCCCACGUACGUCAUGAACGUGCAAGUGACGAAUGACGCGGCGCCGUCAUUGCUCUUGCUCGCGUUAAGCAACCAGCAAAAGGCCGCGCGUGCGGCGCUACAAACACAGCUCAACACGCUUCGUGCCCAGGUCGUGUCGUCCGUGUCGGCGCUCGACGACGCCGCGACGCAGCUUCACCGGCUCGUCGCGACCGUCGCCACCUUAUGCGAUCGCGUCGCCGACGUCGAGUCGGCUUCAGGUGAAUCGACGCUGCCAUGUGCGACUGUACGCACACCCAGCCCUCGCUUCCCGCCGACGAGUACCUGGCACCACGCCCACCGGGUCCAAGUCGCACUCGACUCGGCCAACGCACUCCUUUACGCGUACAAGCAGGACCUUGCGCACGGCCACGACGACGACGGAGCGACGCGUGCGCGCGUGGCCAAGUUUGUCAACGACGCUGUCGCUGCCAUGUGCACGUGGGAGAAAGCAUCCAUUCCUUCCGUCGACGGACCCGCGUCCGAGGAGCCCGCCACACCGCCGCCGAUCGAUCGCGACAGCGUGGUGUCGACUGAAAGAGCAGUAGAGGUACCGGCGCCCGUCGAUCCGACCGUGACCGAGGUGUUUACGGCGCUCAGCACCGGGCGCACCGAGGCCGACGAGGCGCUUGCCGUUGCACCAGAGAAGAAUGGCCUCUUGUUGCCCUCGUUGCAUUCGGUCAUGGACGAACUCCACGAUGUCCUCGACCAACGGGUGUUGCCGCCCGAGCGCGUCAACGGCGUCGAAGUCGAAGCGCCCACCGUCGUUGCGCCCUGCAACGUUCCACUGCCGUCCACUUCGUCGUCGACUCUGGCGCGCCCGGCAUUGCAGUUGGAGCUCCAGAAGGCGUUCCAAGCGGCAGCCUUUGCCAACGACUACGUACUCGGCGAGAGCGAUAGCGAGUAAUGACCUACCUAUACCAACAACUGGGUAAUCUGUCAGGUGAACCA
Saprolegnia parasitica CBS 223.65 is the source of this 1585-nucleotide messenger RNA. RefSeq lists its product as hypothetical. The transcript is spliced from 5 exons. NCBI's taxonomy places the organism in Eukaryota, Oomycota, Saprolegniomycetes, Saprolegniales, Saprolegniaceae. The record is from RefSeq and is a predicted model, not a curated record. The coding region runs from base 36 to 1541 and encodes 501 amino acids. Gene Ontology annotation, molecular function: myosin binding.